AUGUCCCUCCUCUUCAAUUUAUUUUCUGAUUAUAAUAUCAUACCAACUUCUGAAUCAACUUUCUCAAACAGGGAAUCGGGAAAACUUAAGCGAUUUCACUCUUUCACUACUCCUGAACCAGAGUUAUUUGUUGGAUUUCAUGAAGACGUUGAAUGCUUGGUGCGACAUUUGGUGGAUGAAACUCGUGAUUCUUACCCACUUAUAUCUAUUUGUGGAAUGGGGGGCCUGGGAAAGACUACUCUCGCUCAAAAGAUAUACAAUCACUCUGCCAUCAAGACUCACUUUGCUGGUUUAGCAUGGGUAUCAAUUUCGCGAAAGUGGCAGACAGAUCGUGUGUUGCAGAGAAUUCUCAUAUGUCUCGUACCUGAGAACAAAGAAUCUAUCCUUAAUAUGGACAGCAACAAGCUAGUGGAGUAUAUGCUACAUAUUAAGGAACGGAAAAAAUGCUUGAUAGUCCUCGAUGACAUAUGGUCAACUGAUGCUUGGGAUGCAUUAAAAGCUGCAUUCCCAGCCGGGAAGUCCAUAAGCAAAUUAAUGCUUACAAGCCGUAAUGUUGAGGUUGCUAAGCAUGUAAAUUUGAACGGAUUCAUUCACAAGCCAGAAUGUCUAAAUCCAGAACAAAGUUGGGAGCUACUCAAGUUGAAAGCACUUCACACAGGAAAUUGUCUAGUGUUAUUCUUUGGCGUCUUCGGUCCGAGAAGUUUGCCACGGGCAUUGGGGUCACAUGUUGCCAAUUUUAGGUUCCUAAAAGUGUUUUCUGUGGAAAAAUACACAAAUUUUUCUGGUGCGUUUUCUCAUAUUAACUUUGGAAGAGCAUUAGGGUCCCUUGUUUACCUGCGAUAUCUUAGUGUAAGGGGCAGUAAUUUGUUGGUUUUUCCAUCUAUGCAAAAGUUGGUGUUGUUACAAACUCUUAACUUAGAUACAUUCGAGGGUAUGUAUGUUUUACCAUGGUUGUCAAGAGAUGUUCUGGUGAAACUGGAUUGUUUGCGGCAUCUGUAUUUGCCGAUAUUUAAAGUUAACGUUUUGGGAAGGAAAUCAAAUUUUCGGUUUAAUGGGUUGAGCAAGUUAGAGACCCUGGAGAACUUUGACAGUAGUUGGUGUGAGAUUAAGGAUCUACGUGAACUAAUCAAUCUUCGAAAACUAACGGUAACAGUGAGAGGUAGCUGUAAUAUUCUGGAAGAAAUGAUGAAAAACUUGGUUGAAAUAGCCUCCUCACCAUCUUUUUGUUUGAGGUACUUGGGUGUUUGUGUUCUUUAUUGUCAUCUUCGGCUGAAAAACGGUCUUACUAUCUUGAAACAAUUGGUGUGUGCUGAAAAAUUGAACCUUCGACAUUUGAGAAUACAUGGGCGUAUCCCAGAGGUGGGUCUAAUAUUUCCAGUGCGAUAUGUUGGGGAUAAUUAUGCACAUGUAUCUACAAUUCAUAUUACAAGUUUAAAUUUAUCGAGAUCAUACUUGGAAGAGGACCCGAUGCCAAUACUUGAAAUGCUUCCAAUGUUGGGUGAUCUCUUUAUGUUUACAGAUACAUUUGUGGGGAGGAAGAUGAUGUGCUCCGCAACCGGUUUUCCUAAACUCACCAAUCUUUGUUUGUACGAGUUCCCCAAUCUUGAAAAAUGGAGGGUGGAGAAAGGAAGUAUGCCUAUCCUUUCAUACUUGCUUAUUGAAAGUUGUAACAAGUUGAAGGAGCUUCCAAAAGGCCUGGUGUUCCUCAACUCCCUUCAAGUAUUAAGAAUAUACCAAAUGCCUCAAGAUUUCAAUGAUAGGCUUACAAGGAAUGAUGGUGACGAGGGACCUGACUUUCACAAAAUAUCUCAUGUCGAUCCGUAG
Daucus carota subsp. sativus is the source of this 1824-nucleotide messenger RNA. Its product is annotated as probable disease resistance RPP8-like protein 2. Gene Ontology annotation, molecular function: ADP binding. Lineage: Eukaryota; Viridiplantae; Streptophyta; Magnoliopsida; Apiales; Apiaceae. The record is from RefSeq and is a predicted model, not a curated record. Gene Ontology annotation, biological process: defense response to other organism. The transcript has 2 exons. Bases 1 to 1824 code for a protein of 607 amino acids.